AUGGAAUUAGUGUGUGCUCCUUCAGGAUCAGAGUGCAUGUAUGUACGGCAACCUCAGUGUCUCUGCCAACCAAAAUUAGUUUGUCCACCACCCAAGCUGAUAUAUCCUCCGCCGCAACUAGUCUGUCCUCCACCGAAACUAGUCUAUCCGCCACCGAAACUAGUUUAUCCACCACCAAAACUAGUCUGCCCGCCGCCACAACUGGUCUGUCCACCGCCGAAACUAGUUUAUCCACCACCCAAAUUAGUCUGUCCACCAGUCAGAUGCGUCUGUGUGCCACCUCCAUGCAUUUGUCCUCCAGCCAGAUGCGUCUGUCCACCACCCAGAUGUUUCUGUCCGCCACCUAGAUGUGUCUGUCCACCACCCAGAUGUACCUGUCCACCACCUAGAUGUAUUAGUCCUCCACCUAAACAUAUGUGUCCACCACCCAAAUAUAUGUGUCCUCCACCAAAACGUGACUGCCCUCCACCCAAAGGCGGAUGUCCUCCACCGAAAGGUGGUUGUCCGCCACCAAAAAGUAGCUGCCCUGCGCAAAAACCGGCUUGUCCUCCUGCAAAACUGUUCUGUAUGCCUGAAACACAAUCAACUGAUAUGUUCACAAUUGGAUCAAGCGAUAUGCCAACAACUGGGACAUCUGAUAUGUCAACAUUUCCGACAACUGGCUGCUCCACAUCAUCGUCUCCAAGGCCUAUGCCCAUACCAAAAGAUCCAAUCCUACUAUCUCCACCUGCACCACCAACCCGUAUGGACAAGCCAUCAAAAUUUUCUCUUAAUACGACAUCAAAUACAGAUGAUUCGUGUUCGUCGAAAUCUGACAAUACUUUUUCACCAAAAACGAUCUGUAUUCCAGCUCCCGAAGCAACCUGUGUUCCUCCACCACCUUCGGUUUGUGUAGCUCCACCACAAGUUAUCUGUGUUCCUCGACCUAAACUAAUUUGCGUUCCUGAACCAGAACCAAUCUGCAUCAUACCGCAGGAAGUUUGUGUUCCUGCAUAUUACUGUUUAGAUGACGUCCUUUGUUGUUGUUAA
Molecule: messenger RNA, 1029 nt
Organism: Adineta ricciae
Lineage: Eukaryota; Metazoa; Rotifera; Eurotatoria; Adinetida; Adinetidae
Source: the annotation of a GenBank genome assembly